GGGCCGGCAACGGUCGCCGCGUUGCUGCCGCCGCCGCCUCCUGCCGUUGCUGCCGCCGCUCCUCCUCCUCCUCGUCCCCCCGCGGCAUCGAAAUGGAGACGCCCCUCGCCGAGGGAGCAGGCAGCCCGGCGCCCAGCAGCCCGCCCCAGGUGGUGGUGGCGGUGGAGUGGGGCUGGGCCCGGCCUCUGCGCCAGCGCCUUGCCGCUCAGAUCCAGGAGGCUGGGCGGGCCGAGGCCAAGCACGUGGAGGCGCUGGUGGCGGCGCUGAUUGGCGUCUUUGGCGCGGUGCUGGAGAGAGGCAGCAGCCGCCAGGCCUGGACCCGCCUCCUGGAGGUGCUCCGCCUGCUGCGGCCCUUCCGGAAGCUGCUGUCUGGGCGGGCGGAGCUGCUGCCCUACCUGGAGGGCCUCUGCUACCAGCACCGCAGCAGUCAGGCCCUGGUCUCCGACCUAGAUGUCCCGGGGGCCAUCAGGCAGGCCUUCCCCACAGACUGCUCCGUGCCGUGGCCCCCCUCCACGCGGGCCACCUGCCCUCGCGGGCCAGCCCGGCAGCUGCCCUCGGGCCCGCCUCAGCCGGUCUUUGCGGCCCUGCCCUGCCCCUUUACUGCCGGCUGGGUGAUGGGAGAGGCCUCCGGGCUGCUGCAGCCAGGGCCCGUCGCCCUCCAGGAGCUGCAGAGAUGUGCCGGGCCCGUGGGCUGCGCGGUCGCUCAAGAGGAGAGCCCCUGGGCCAGCAGCUUAGGCUUCGUGCCUCUGACUCUGGCCACGGACGUGCCGGCGGACUUCGCCUGUAGGGAGGCCAGCGAUGCUGCUGCAGAGCCCUUCCUGGAGCCAGGCCCAGCAGGCGGCCGCCGCCCCGGCUCUGCUCCAGGCCCGGCACUUCCUGAGAAGGGGCAGCCAGUGACGGGGCUCCAGGCAGCCGAGCUCUUCGUGAGGAACAGACAUGUGGGGAAAAUAAAGUUCCUGUACCUCAACGUCGCCCCCAACCGGCAUUUCAGGCCCUACGACCUGAUGAGCGUCCCCAAGCGGCUGACCCACCCGCACCACUACGUCUUCUCAGCCUUUGCGGUGCUGCACGUCCACCCCGAAGAAGGGUCCGAGGCCCUCUCGCUGGGCGCCUGGCACCGGGAAGCCAUGCUGUGGCAGCUGCUCCAGUACAUCCCCUUCUUCCGCUGCUUCCUGGUCCGCAAAGCCUUUCUCUGUUGGCGCAACAACGUGAAGCAUUUGCAGUACCUGAAGCGGCGGGAGACCCUGCGGAGCCAGCUCCUCCAGGGAGUGCCCCAUUUUGGGGCUGCUCUCCUUCACAUCUCCAGACUGCUGCUGGAGCUGCAGUCCAUCCACUGGCUGUCAAUGGACAACUCCAAGUGCUUCGACUUCCCAGAGCUCAAGUGGGCCCUGGAGCAGGAGAACAGCAAAGCUCAGGGGCUGCUCAGCCGGUUCCUCACCCUCUGCUCCUCCAUCUUGGAGCUGGUCCGGGAUGACACCUACAGGAUGGUGAACGGGCUGCAGAUGCGGGUGCAGGCCUACAAGCUCUACCUCACCAAGGAGUCGCUCUACCAGCAGCGGAUGCAAUACGAGGGGCUGCAGCGCCGCCUGGGGGAGGCCGAAUCCUGGCUGCAGAGGCUGGGCUUGCUGGCUCUGCUGGUGAACUUCCUCAUCUGCCAGAACCUGGUCUCUGCUGUGCAGGAGAAGGUCACGGCCUUUGUCAGCCACACCAUGAAGGUCUGGGGCACCAGGAAGGCGGCCCCACCCGACUCUCCUGCCACCCUCCGGGCGUGGCUGGCUCCGCUGGGGCCUCUCCUCCUCCUCCUCCUCGGUCCUCACGCCGCCCUGGCACCUCUCCUCCUGCAGGCAGGCGGCGGCGGCGGCAUCUCCCGGAAGGCUGUCCUGCGGGUGGAGCUGCUGUUCAACGCCGACAACCAGCUCAUGCUCUUUCCCUCCUGCCAGGAGCUGGAGGACUGCCUGUUGGGGGCCCUGGAUAAGGUGGUGGAGUCUAUCCUGGAGACCACUCGGAUCAGAAGUGUGGAAUCAAACACCCAGGAGAGCCCCCCACGUGCCCCGUCAGGAGGUCUGCGAGAUCCACUUGGGCCAAGUGCCCCCGCCACGGCCGUGAGCGCAGGCAGCCGCACAGCCCAGGGCCCUCCGGCGCCCCUUCAGCUGGCGGCAGAGGUGCUGUCUGGCGAGGAGGAGCCGCCGCUGCUCCACCGGCUAGACCUGAAGGCCUUUGGGGGCCUGGAGGUGGUGGGCCACCGGCUGAGGGGCCAGUACCCCAUGCUGUCGCGGGAGCAGUUGGAGAAGGACCUGCGAGCAGACAGGGUCAUCCAGAAGGCCCUGGCCAAGCAGCGGACCCUGCUCAAUGCGGCGCUGACGGAGACCCGGCAGCUGUGCCAGGAGUACUCCUGGCUGGCCGAGAUCUGCCAGUUUGUGCACAGCUGGGACUCGCAGCAGCUGGAGAGCAUGAAGGGCUGGCCGGCCGAGGAGUACGUGAACCGGGUCCUCAAGCUGCGCACGUGGCUCGGCCAGGUCCAGAAAGUGCCCCGCAGCGUCGUCACCUACAACUGCCUGCUCUUUGUGGACUGCAGUGGGGUUCAUCAGGAGCUCCUGCCCCUGCUGGCCGCGAUCAAUGAGGACAUCCUGGGCCUCUUGCUGAGCGAGACCACCCAGCGCAGUGAGCUCUUCAUCGCGGAGCUGGCCAGCGUCCUCCAGCUCUACUUGCAUCUGGACACCGACAUCUUCACCAUUGCCAAGUGCUCUCAGAAGCUGGAGCACUACCAGGGGCAAAUGGCGGCCCUGCAGGAAUACGUGGACUACGUCCGGGCCCUCAACGAGGUCAUCCCGCAGUGCUUCCGUCCACUCAGCCCCAGCGAAGAGAGCCUGGAAAACAUGCUCCUGGACACCUGGGACGCCUUCGUCUACCAGCAGCGGGAGGUCUCCGACUUCAUCGUCACGCGGCGCCUCACCAUCAUCACGGAGCUCAGCCGCUCCCUGCAGCAGGCCACCCGGGAGCUCCAGGAGCUGCUGGCCACGGUCACGGUGGGCCGUUUCCGGGACCCUGCCCAGAACCCCCGCGCCAUGGAGGAGGAGCUGCGCAGCCUGUGCCAGCGCUUCCAGGCCACGGUGGUGCGCAUUGCCGAUCUCUGCCGCUCCCAGCGCAUCCUGACCGGGGACUGCAUGGACGUCUCCUUCGUCACCGGGAGUCAGGGGGUCAUUGAGCUGCACAUGCGCAUCUGGCAGCUUUUCCGGAUUGUCGCGGAGCAAAUCACAGAGUGGAAGUGUCUGGCUUUCGGCAAGCCAGCCAGUCUGUCAGCACUGCCCCCCCCGCCCUCUCGUUGGCAGUUCAGCGCCGCUCUGGCCUUGGAGAAGACGGAGGAGUGGCAGAAGGAGGCGAUCAGCAUGGAGCACAGCCUGCCCAGCGGCCACCCGGUCCUGCAGGCUUGCCUGCGCGCCAUCGGCAACUUCCAGAAGUACCUCCCCUUGCUGCUGAAGCUGGGCAGCCACUUUCUGAAGCUCAGCUUCUGGAAGGAUCUCUUUGCGGUGAUGGGCGUGAAGUGCCCCCUGAACAUGCAGUUCACCCUGGGCCAGCUCCUCUCGUACCCACUGCUGGAGCACAGCGAGUCCAUCUACCGGGUCUACACCUGUGAAAAGAGCCGCUACCACUCCAGGGACACUCUCCAGCGCCUGCAGCGGGCCUGGACCGAGAAGCAGUUCCGCCUCGUCAACUUCAUCCUCAGCGUGCCCUACCAGGAGCCGCAGCCCGAGCGCUUCCGCCGCCCGGCCAGUGGCCGCCAGCGCCGCGCCCAGCUGGAGUACAUCGCCAAGGAUAGCGGCACCUAUGUGUUGUCGGACACUGCCGAGCUGAAGGCCACAGUGGAGCAGAGCAUCUUGACCCUCCACAACAUGAUCCUGUCUCCCUUCUCCACGGACAUCCAGGAGGAAGCAGAGAGCUGGGCCUCCACCCUGCGCGCCUUUGAAUCCCUCCUGGAUGCCUGGGUCAGUUUCCAACAGAAGUGGGUCUUCUUGAACAUUGUUCUCUAUGAGAUGGACAUCAGCUUCCCCAGCGCUGAACUGGAUUCACGGUUCCAGCGGGUGGACGCCCACUUCCGUGAGUUCAUGCAAGUGACGUGCAACGACCCGCUGGUGCUGUCCAGCGUGAGGCCGAUCCUGGGCUCCAGCCGCGAGAGCCGCUUUGUGGGGAGCUCCUUGCAAGCCGCCUUGGCCGAGGGCUCUGCAGACCUGCAGCUCAUCAUCCGGGCCCUGGACUACGUGCUGGAGGCCACCCGCAUGGGCUUCCCCCGCCUCUUCUUCCUCAGCAACGAGGAGCUGGUGGCCCUGCUGGCCACGGCCUCGGAGCCGGCGGAGGCCUCGGCCUGGGCCCAGCGCUGCUUCCCCGGGGUGCGCCAGCUGCUGCUGCUCAGGCCCUCCACGGCCCAGGACCUCAGCCCCUUUUCAGCCGACCUGCCCGCGGUGCAGGUGACGGGCCUGGCGGGGGAGCAGGGAGAGAAGCUGCGGCUGUGCAGCCCCGUGGCCCUCAGCCGGAAGGCCACGCAGUGGCUCUGCAGCCUGGAGCAGCACAUGAAGGAGUCGGUCUUCCAGCAGCUGCAGGCCUGCGUGGCCCAGCGCCUGGCCCUGCGGCCCCAGCUGGACACCGCCUUUGAGCGGCGCCCGGGCCCCAAGGACCUGCCGCUGCACCUGGUGGCCGAGGGCUGGGCCACGCUGGGCCACACCUUCCCGGCCCAGUGCGUCCUGGUGGCCGAGGAGGCCUUGUGGCGCACGGGGGUGGAGGAGGCCCUCCGGGAGCCGGGCGCACAGCCCCCGCUGCUGCUGAAGCUGAGCCUGAAGCUGGAGGCCCUGGCCCACUACCUCCGGAACUACCGCAGCGCCCACCCCUGGCAGCCCGGCAGGGAGCACCUGGGCCUCUUGCUGGGGGCGCUGCUCGUCCUGGCGCUCCAGCAGCGGGACGCCACCGCCCGGCUGCUGGCCUGCCCCGGGCGCUCCCCGCAGGCCUUUGAGUGGGCCCGGCUGCUCAAGUACCACGUGGCCCUGCAGCCGGAGAAAGCCCGGGCGGCGGGGAGCUCUCCGGAGAUGUGGGGGGGCAGCCCCCCCGGCUGCUGGGCCGAGGCCCUGGGCUGCCGCCUGCCCUACGACUACGAGUACCUGGGGCCCUGCCUGCGGCUGCUGGGCAGCCCCGCGCUGGAGCGGACCUUCCUGGGGCUGCUGCUGGCCCUGCAGGAGUUCCGCUGCGGAGGCCUGCUGGGCCGCCCGGGCGUGGGCAAGUCUCACACGCUGCAGGGCCUGGCGCAGGCGCUGGGCCGCCAGCUGGUCACGCUGCACUGCUCGCGGCAGAUGUCCAUCCGCUACCUGAGCCGCCACCUCUGCGGGGCGGUCCACGCCGGGGCGCUGCUGCUGCUGGAGUCGGCCGAGCGCCUGGAGCCCGCCGUGCUCUCGGCCUUCAGCCAGCGCCUGGUGGACCUGCAGGGCCUGUGCAGCGCCCUGCGCGAGGUCCGGGGCCCCGCCGGAGGGGCCGCCCAGGCGGGCUCGUCCCCCGCCAGCAAGGAGGCGGCGGCGGCGGCGGCAUCAUCGUCGUCGUCGUCGUCGUCGGGCUCCGGGAGCGAGGGGGAGGGGCAGCUGGCGGUCUCCCUGCUGGAGCUGGGCACGGACGAGGCCGCGCCCUACCAGCCGCGGGUGCUGGGCAACAUCCUCUUUGGGGGGCGCCUGCUGCGGGUGAGAGAGACCUAUGGCUGCGUGGCCACCCUGGGCCACCUGCCGGAGGCCCUGCGGCUGGCCCUGCGCCCCCUGGCCAUGCUGCCGCCUGACCUGACCCAGCUGGCGGAGGUCACGCUGCUGGCCGCAGGCUUCCGGGAGGCCGUCCGGCUGGCGGAGAAGCUGGGGGCCUUUUUCCGCCUGGAAGGGGAGCUGGGCCCUGGCCCCCCAGCCAGCCCGCUGGCCCUGCUGAGGGAGGUGAUCCAGACGGCCAUCCGGAUCGCCUUUGAGCCUCCGGAGGGGCAAGACCCUCCCCCCGCCCAGGCUGGCCCUCCUCGGGCCGCCCCCUUCUUUGGCCUGGAGGAAGAGCCGGCGGUGGUCCGAGCCCUGGGCCUGUCGCCCUUGCUCAGCGGGCCCGCCUGCCCCCGCCUGCAGCGGGUGCAGGAGCUGCUGCGGCAGAUCUUCCCCAGCGCCGCCUCACAGCCGCCGGAGCCCCCGGGCUCUGCCCGCCUGCAGAGCGCCCUGGUCAGCCAGCUGCACGAGGACAAGCUGCACCCGGACCCGCAGCUGCUGCGCCGCGCCAGCCACCUCGCCCAGGCCCUGCUGGGGGCCCCGGGCAUCCUGCUGCUGGGGCCGGCGGGCAGUGGCAAGAGCACCACCUGGCGGGCCCUGGCCAAGGCCCUGAGCAAGCUGGCCGCCAGCAGUGCCGACCCCCGCGGGCUCUUCCAGACCACCAGCACGGUCUGCCUGUGGCCCAACGGCCUGAGCCUGGAGGAGUUGGUGGGCGGCCCGGAGGGCAGCAGCUGGCAGGACGGGGUCCUCUCCCGGCUGCUGAAGAGAGCCGCCACCUCGCACCUGGCGGCCGGGGCCACCCAGCAGUGGCUGGUGCUGGACGGAGCGGCCUGCCCCGCCUGGCUGGAGCCCAUCUCCUCGCUCUUCAGCCCCCGGCCGUGUCUCAGCUUGCCCAGCGGCCAGCAGCUGCAGCCCCCCGCCAGCAUCAAGUUCCUCUUUGAGAUGCCGGACGCCUCCGGCGUGGCCCCCUCCGUCUGCGCCCACUGCGCCCUGCUGCACUGUGGGGGCGCCGACCUCUGGCCGGCCCUGCUGGCCUCGGCCCUGGCCCCCGUCUACCGCAGCUACUGCCUGACCCAGGAGAGCCUGGCCAUGCUGCGGGAGCUGGCCGAGGAGCUCUUCCCUGCCACCCUGGCCUUCCUCCAGGAGCACUGCUGCUCGGUGCUGCUGCCCCACGCUGGCCCACGCAGCCCCGUGGCCCCAGGGGUCCAGGAGGCCACCACCUUCGCCAGGCUCCUGCACGCUCUGCUCGAGCACUACCUGCGCCGCGACAGGAUCAAGGCCCCGCCUGCUGCACAGGAGCUGACAGCCAAGAACAGCCAGAUGCUGACUCAGUCUGCCUCCGCGUCCCGCAGCCUGGACGACGCAGUCCCUGCCCAUCACCACUGGCUUGUCCGGAGCAUCUUUGUCUUUGCGUACAUCUGGGGCUUUGGGGGCCAUCUCCAUCCCAGGCACUGGCCGCGCUUUGACCACUUUGCUCGCCAGGCCUUGGGCAACAGCCGCUACGCCAUUGAGCUUCCCUCUGGAGCUGCUGCUUUUGACCUCUGCCCGCUGCCGGAGGAUGGCGCUCUUCGGCCAUUUGAUGGGCGGUACCUGGCCAGCCGCGUCAAGAGCCUCCCGGCCAGCUUCUCGGUCCUCCCACAGUACGAGCGCGUCCUCUUCGUGGUGGAGCUGCUGCUCGGCACGGAGCAGCCUGUCUUGCUGGUCGGGGAGCCUGGCUGUGGGAAGUCCUCCUUUGCCGAGAUGCUGGUGCAGCCCAACUACUUCUACCACCGCCUGUGCAUCACGCCGGCCCUCAGUGUGGCUCACCUGCGCCACCUGCUGCACAAGAAGUCUUCCAGCACCAUCCGGGACAAGGGCCUUUUCCCCGGGGGCAAGCCUGGCCGGGCAGCGGGGAGCAAAGGGCGCUGCCUCUUCUUGGUGGAGGAUCUACACAUGGCUCGGAUGGACCCAGCCCGGGAGACCAGCCCUGUGAUCGAGACCCUGAGGCAGGCGCUGAGCCAGCAGCAGUUCUAUCAGGCGGAGACCCUCGAGCUGCAGCACUUCCUGGGCCCUGGCCUCAGCUGCUUUGGCCUGCUCUCGGAGCCUCUGGCCGGGGCGCGGCCCCUCUGCCCCCGCUUUGGCAGGCUCUUCAGCACCGUGGUGCUGCCGCCGGUGGCCGGCCGGGAGACUCUGCUGAGCAUGCACGUGCCCGCCGUCCUGGCCUGGCUGGAGAAGUUCCCACUGCUGACCCGGCACGGCGACUUGGCCUCUGCGCUGGUCCGGGCCACCGUGGACAGCUACGAGGCUGUGCGGAGCCAGCUGCAGCCCUCCCCGGCCGCCGGCCCCCUCCACUUCUCCUUGCACCACCUCCAGAAGGUCUUCAAGGGGCUGUUCCUGCUGCGCCCCCGCCCAGGCAUCCACCUCAGCAGCCCCCUGGAGCCCGAGCACGGCCCCAAGGGUGCGGCCAGCAGGCGCAGCUCCGGGCCGGGCAAGGCGCUGGGCCUGGGGACGGGCUCCGCCUCGGCCCUCAGCACCCGGCUGAUCCUGCGCCUCUGGCUGCACGAGGCCCUGCGCACCUUCUGCGACCCCCUGCGGGGGGAGCCCCGGCGGGAGCUCUGCAGCCAGCUGCUCCUGGAGAUUGCCCUGGCCACCUUCUGUGCCAAGCGCGGCUCCCUGCGGGCCGCGUCCCCCCUGGGCAGGCUGAGCCGCCAGAAGUCCAGCCGGCCCCACAUCACCUUCCACAUCCGCAGUGCCUCCAGGUCCGGCAUCCUGGCCGCCACCUCGGAGGAGGAGGAGGAGGAGGAGGGAGAGGAGGAGGAGCCCCCCGAGGAAGAGGGUCUCCCGCUGCUGCUUUCCACGGAACCUGGGCAUGAUCUCCAGCACAGCCCUGACGCCGACCGCCCAGACCCCUGGGAUCCCGUGGAGCAGGCCCCCGCCCUGACUCUGGACCCUCCAGCCCACACCCCUCCCCAAGUGCCCCCCUCUGGGGAGAUGGAGGCAUCGGAGGCAUCGGAGGUGGAGGAGGUGGAGGCGGGGAAGAAGCGCAGCACCUCCUUCCAGAGGCCCCCGCCGGCAGAGCGCCACCGGGCCCACGAGCCCCCCUCCGUCUCCCGCCGGGCGUCUCUGCUGAGGGCCAGGCGCCGGGCCUCUUCCAAGAAGGAGAGCUCCGGCCCGCUGCUGCCCUCCCACCUCCUCUUGCUGCCGGGCGAGGCGCCCCGAGACAUUGUCUUCAGCAAGGAUCUGGGCCCAGAGCUCUACGGGCCCGGGGCCCACAACCCCUACCAGGAGAAGCUCUGGAAGACCCUGGAGCACCAGCUGGCCCCCCUGCUGCCCCCGGACUUCUUGCUGAGCUCCCAGGCGCUGAAGCAGGUGGCACACUUGAGCCGCGUGCUGGCCGGCCCGGAGAGGCACGGGGCCCUGGUCUCCGCCAGCCGGUGUGUCGGGCGGCGCUCCCUGGUGGCCCUGGUGGCGGCUGCCACCGCCUGCCUGCUCCUGGAGAUGCCCGAAGCCGCAGGCGAGGAGCAGGCCUUGGCCCUCCUGCGGUCGGUGAGCUGGCAGGCAGGCAUUCUGGGCAGGCGGGUGCUGCUGCUGGUGCCCCCGGGCGUGAGCCUGCCUGCCUUGCACCUCGUCCUGGUGCUGAUGGCAGAAGGCACCUGCCCUGGCCUCUACAGCCCGGAAGAGCACCUGAGCAUCAUCCAGGCCCUGCUGCAGGAGAACCAGAGCAUCAAGAGGACCAUGCGGGACGACCUCAUCCUGCAGAGGUUUUUCCAGUUUGUGCGUACCAACUUGCAUGUGCUGCUGCUGCUGGGCGGGCCGGGCUCCCCAGCCCUGCCUCCCAUCACAGCCACCGCCCUCUCCCAACUGCUCUACAGCAUGGAGGUCUACCAUGCCUGGAGCUACGAGUCGCUGCUGGAGGUGGCCUCCAAGCACCUGAAGGGGACCCGGAACUACUCCUCAUGGCUCACGCGAGUGCCGUCGUCUUCGCUGCAUUCCCACAAGGACCUGGUGCAGCGCCUCGCCAAGGCCGCCGUCCAGAUCCACUGCUCGGCCAGCACCUACGCCACUCACUUGGCUGCGCAGCUCCCCCUCGUCACCCCAAGGAGCUUCCUGGAUUUCCUGGACACCUUUGCCCUGCUCCUGGGUCACCAGCAGGAGCGGAAUGCCAAGCACAUCGAUCGGAUGAAGCUGGCGCUGCACAAGAUGAAUGAAGUGAGCAAGAAGCAGCAAGAGCACACACGGGAUGCCCAGAUGCUGCAGCAGAAGCUGGCCAAGCUGAAGGAGCAAGUGGUGCAGAACCAGCGAGAGGUGGAGCGGGAGCAGGCCGUGCUCCAGCAGCAAGAGAAGGAGUGCCAGCUGUACGAGGCCCGCAUCGAGGCCCUCACCAAGGAGCGGGACGCUCUGGAAAAGAAGAAGGAGCUGGCCAUGAAGAAGAUGAGCACUGACUACAAGGAUGCCUUGGCUGCGCUGCGGGUGCAGGACAUUGUGGAGCUGCGCAGCUACCGGCAACCCCCGGCCCCUGUGGUCAAGGUGACCAACGUCCUCUGCAUGAUGUUCGGCCUGGAGCCUGGCUGGGAGAACGCCCAAGUGCUCCUCCACCGAGAAGACUUCUACGAGGACCUGGUCUUCUACCCCAAGGACCACCUCUCCGGCGAGCUCUUCCAGGCCCUGGCCCACCUGGUGGUGUGUGACCGGGACUUCCAGGCCUCGGCGGUCCACAACGCCAGCCACGCAGCCGCCUCCCUCUGCCGGUGGAUCCACGCAGUCUACUGGUACCACUGGGCUCUGCGGGACUGGCAGCCGGCCAUGACCCAGCUGCAGUGCUGCGAUGCCGAGAUCAACGUGGAGAAGACCAACCUGGGCGACCGGCGGCUGCAUGCAGAGUUCCUGCGAGAUGCCACCCAGGCCCGGAUCAGGGAGCUGAAGCAGAAGCAGGAGCACCAGGAGAAGGUGCUGCACCAGCUCACCCAGUCCUUGCAGGCCAAGGAGGAGGCCACCACCAUGGAGAGCUCUGUGGCUGAGCACGUGACCAACUGGAGCACGGUCACCAAGGGCCUGCAGCAGCACCAGAGCACCGUGUACGGCGAUGCACUCCUCUGCGCGGCGGCUCUGGCCUACUUGGGCCCCUUCCCGCCGCCCCGGCGAGAGGAGCUGCUGGAGAAGUGGCAGGCGGUGUGUGCUGGGGCCCGCCGGCUCUCCCCGGGCCCAGACGACGUCCGCCGGCUCCUGCAGAGGGAGCUGCCCUGCCCGGGCUCCGCCUCGGCGGGCCCUCCCCUCCUGCCCGUGCAGCAGCCCUUCGGCCUGGUGCCCCUGCUCAGCUCCGCCCAAGAGCAGCGCACCUGGGACCGGGCCCACAAGCACCGAGACCCCGAGAGCCGCCUGGCCGCUGUGCUGCUGCACUCCGAGACCCACGCCCUGGCGCACCGCUGGCCUCUGCUGGUGGACCCUGACAGGCAGGCGCAGCUGUGGCUGCUGAUGGCCGGAGCCCUGGAGGAGGAGGCGUCCCAGACCUUCGUUCUCUCGGAACUGAUGCCCGACAUGGUGGAGCAAGGUGGUGACGACAAGCUCCCCGAGGACAACCUGGCCAUCCUGUCGCUCACAGACCCCGACCUGGACCAGGCCCUCCAGAAUGCAGCCUGCCUCGGCUCCCCUGUGCUGCUGCUGGACGUGGAGAAGCGGGUGCCCUGGGGCCGGACCCUCCAGCAGCUGAUGCAGAAGGCGGCGUUCCGGGCGGCUGAGGGCUGCAACACGCUCCACCGGGGGGAGUCUGGGGAGGAGGACAUUGCGGUGCCAGCCUCCUUCCGGCUCUACCUCUGCACCAGCCUGCCCCUCGAGGCCUUGGCGAAAGAAUUCGACCCGGCCUUGCUGAAGCAGCUGAACGUGAUCAACCUCUGCCUCAGCCAGGGGGCUCUGGAGGAGCUGCUGCUGGAGGAGGUGCUGCGCUCGGAGCGCCGGGAGAUCCUGAAGCACCGGCAGGCCCUGCGGCUGGGCGUCCUGCAGCUGGAAGGCAAGCUGGAGGCCACGGAGGAGGAGCUGGUGGAGCUGAUUGCGCAGCCGCAGCGCUCGCUGCUGGAGGAGGAGAACUUCAUGCCCAUGAUGCGGCUGCUGCAGACCCAGAUCCAGGCCCUGCGGGCCACCCACCAGCACAUGGCCUCCCAGUGCCAGCACCAGGUGGCCCUGUGCGACAAGUACCGGCCGGUGGCCCGCCUGGCGGGGGCCCUGCAGCUGGCGCUCCGGCAGGUGGCCCGCCUCCACCCGCUCUACAGCUUCCCGGCCGAGGGCUGCCAGGCCCACCUGCGCCAGGCCCUGCUGCUCAGCAAGCGGCCGGAGGCCAGCAAGCAGGAGACGCUGGAGGCCCGCCUGCAGGAGCUCCACCGGGCCGUGCUCCAGCACCUGCUCGCCCAGGCCCUGCCCUGCCUGCAGGAGCGGGACCGCCCGCUCUGCCUCUUCCUGGGGGCCGUGGCCGCCCUGCGGGUGGCCGGCCAGGUCAGCCCGGCCGAGUGGCUGGCCUUCUGCCAGGGCCUGCAGGAGCCCGUGGCCCGCGUGCUGCUGCAGCCGGCCCCCAGCGUGGCCCGCCCCGGCUGGGUGGAGCCCCGGGCCUGGGAGGAGUGCUGCCUGCUGGAGAGCCUGCCGGGCUUCCGGGGGCUGCCGGCCUCCCUGGCCCAGCGGGCCGCCCAGUGGCAGGAGUACUUCCGCCUGCCCUCCACCGUGGUGGGGCCGGCCCCGUGCCCCAGCCACGCCCACCUCCGGCCUUUCCAGCGGGCCAUCUUGUGGCGCAUCCUGCGCCCGGAGACCCUGAGCAGCACCCUUGCCGAGCUGAGCACCUGCCUGCUGGGCUGGUCCCCGAGCGAGGAGGUGGCCAUCCCCACCGCUUACGCCUACAGCCGCGCCAACAAGCCCGUCAUCUUCCUCAUGCCUCCCGCCGGCUCGCCAGGCUCCUUCACGCAUCCGCUCCACUGGAUCCAGCAGAUGGCCGCCCAGCGGGGACGGGCAGGCAAAGUGGUGGUCAUCUCCUUUGGCACCCCGGAUGCCGCCAAGCGGGUGUGGCGAGCCCUGCCCCUCUGCACCAAGAAAGGCAAGUGGCUAGUCCUCAACAACUGUCAGCUGGAGGAGAGCUGGGACCCGGAGGUGCUGCUGCAGCUGGAUCUGGUGCUGAACACACAGGCAGGGGAGAGCAAGGCGGGGACCCUCCUCGAGAUCCACCACAAGUUCCGCCUGUGGCUCAUCAGCACGACGGAUGCCCCAGACUCUGUGCCAGGGCCGGUGCAGCGGCGGGCGGUGGUCCUCUUCUGCGAGACCCCCCUGGAGCUGAGGGGCAUCCUGGCCCGCACCCACCACCUCCUGCAGGGGCAGCUGCCCGGCCUGGAGACGCCGCCUCGGCUGGCCCUGCUGCUGCUCUUCUGCACGCUGCUCUACAGGCAGGCCUACGCUCGGUGGACCCAGGCGGCUACUUACCUGUGGAGCCACGGAGACCUGCUGGCGAGUUUCAAGGCCCAAGACAUGCUGAGCCGCCUCCUGGAGAACGCGGAGGAAGCCCUACAGGAACUAGCCGGGCCCAUGCUCUAUGGGGGUCACGUCCUGGACCGUGGAGACGCCCACGCCGUGCACAGCGUGUGCCAGCAGUGCCUGGCCUCCCCUCCUCUCGGGCAGCCAGAGCCGGGCCUCACAAGCCUCCAGGCGGCCAUGAUUGGCCCAAGCAGCCCAGGACUGUCCGAAGAGGAGGCAGCCGCCGCCACCCGGGCCCGCAUGGCCCAGCUGCCCAGCCCCAUGGAGCCAGCCUGGGUGGGAGUGUGCAGGGGGCUGCAGCAGAGGAUGCUCGCGGACCGGAGCCAGGCCCUGCUGGCAGCCCUGAAGCUCUCGCAGGGGCUGUGGCAGCCCCGGGGCCCUCCGGGCGGCCGCCCUGCCGCCCUGGAACAGCUGGUGCAGCAGGGCCUGGGGCAGGUACAGGAGCUGCAGAGCCAGCUGCAGCGGCAGGGCAGGGCACUGCAAGCCAAAGGGCGCCCCCCGGGCAGCCAGCCCCGCCCCCUGCCCCGCCCCCUGCAGGGCUUCCUGCUGGCCGAGGGGGGGCGCUUCUGGGCCCUGCUGCAGCAGCUGGAGCAGGACCUGCGCUGCACCCAGGAGUGCCUGCAGGGGGGGGCCUGCUCUUCGGCCCGCUGCGCCGCCAUCCGGCAGGCCCUCCAGCAAGGGCAGCUGCCCCGCCCCUGGCUGCCCUACGCCCCGGCGGGGCCCCAGCCGCCCCAGGCCUGGCUGGAAACCCUGCAGCAGCGCGGCCAGCUCCUGUGCCACUACCUGGAGUCCAUCGGGGGGCAGCCGGUGCUGGCCUACCACUUGGCCGCCUUCCACCACCCACGGCGCCUCUUGCUGGCCCUGCUGGAGGAGAAGGCCCACCUCGAGAAGCAAGACCUGGAGCGCUACCACCUGGACCAGCAGGUCCUGCCCCACAUGCUGCCUCCCAGCAGCCCCCCGGACAAGGGGCUCUACCUGAGCGGCCUGGAGCUCCGCCACGGCCUGUGGAACCCCCGCAGCAACCAGCUGCAGGAGACCCUCUCGGCAGAGCCCUGCCCAAUGCCCACCGUCUGGGUCCAAGCCAGUUGCCAGCCCGGGAACCCUGCCUCCGAGACAGCCACGUACCACUGCCCCGUGUACCUGGGGGUGCCCAAUGCGGCCGUGGCCCUCGGCAGCCACCGGGCCAUCCUGCACGUGGCUCUGCCGUCCAAGAUGGCGCCCGAACUGUGCGCCCAGCAGCGGAUCCACCUGGUCAGCCUGCUGCCGUGACCCUCCCCCCCGCCGCCCCCCGAGAAGGAAGUGCCUCUCCAGAGUGCCAACGCAGACAGACGCCAGUACAGAAAUAAAGUGAUAUAUUCUUUGUGUGUACAAAA
Messenger RNA from Hemicordylus capensis (graceful crag lizard), 14620 nucleotides. It is a transcript of the gene DNHD1, whose product is annotated as dynein heavy chain domain 1. Lineage: Eukaryota; Metazoa; Chordata; Lepidosauria; Squamata; Cordylidae. The record is from RefSeq and is a predicted model, not a curated record. Gene Ontology annotation, molecular function: ATP binding; dynein light intermediate chain binding; ATP hydrolysis activity. Gene Ontology annotation, biological process: microtubule-based movement. Bases 93 to 14516 code for a protein of 4807 amino acids. Gene Ontology annotation, cellular component: dynein complex. The transcript has 42 exons.